GUGAGUGAGAGCUCGGGGGCAGUGGCGCUUUCAAAGGGGCACCAUCAACACAGCAGCCGGUCCAGCCCGCCACGUAGAACCGAAACCACCGGGAGUUCGGAAAAUCUCACGUUUUCUUGGGAGGAAAUGUUUCGACGGCGAAGUGCUGCCCCCCACACGGAAUCCCGAAGUGGGUUUUGAAGUGAUCAUCCUCAGAUCCAGCAACCAUGUCUGGGAAGUCAGAUGGGAAGAAGAAGUGGGCGGCGGUCAGGGGUCGCCUGGGCUCCUCGCAGGACUCCGACACGCAGCAGGAAGCCAACCUGGAAAGCGCUGAUCCGGAGCUGUGCAUCCGGCUGCUGCAGGUUCCCACUGUGGUCAAUUACUCCGGGUUGAAGCGCCGCCUGGAGGGCAGCGAUCAGACCUGGAUGGUCCAGUUCUUGGAGCUGAGCGGCUUGGACCUCCUCCUGGAGGCCCUGGACCGGCUCUCCGGGCGAGGGUGUUCUCGCAUCGCGGACGCUCUGCUGCAGCUCACAUGCGUCAGCUGCGUCCGUGCGGUAAUGAACUCCUCCGCCGGGAUCCACUUCAUCAUAGAGAACCAGGGAUACAUCCGGAAGCUCUCACAAGCCCUGGACACCUCCAACAUCAUGGUGAAGAAGCAGGUGUUUGAGCUCCUCGCUGCCCUCAGCAUGUUCUCCUCAGAUGGUCACCGCCUGGCGCUGGAUGCUCUGGAUCACUACAAGGGUGUGAAGAUGCAGCAGUAUCGCUUUAGCGUGAUCAUGAAUGAGCUGCAGGCCACAGACAACGUCCCCUACAUGGUCACGCUCCUCAGCGUCAUCAACGCGCUCAUCUUCGGCACAGAUGACCUCCGGCAGAGAGACAAGAUGAGAAAAGAGUUCAUUGGCCUCCAGUUGUUGGACAUUCUGCCAAAGUUAAGGGAGCAGGAGGAUGAGGACUUGACCAUUCAGUGUGAAGCCUUUGAGGAGUCGAUGGCUGAAGAUGAGGAGGAGCUGCUGAGGGUGUACGGGGGCAUCGACAUGAGCGACCACCUGGAGGUUUUCACUGCCCUCUUCAACAAGGUGAGCAGCUCUCCUGCUUCCCUUCAGCUGCUCUCCAUCCUGCAGACGUUGUUGGUGCUGGGACCGAGCCGCACUGAUAUCUGGCUGGCCCUCGAGGCCCUCACAAAUAGAGCCAUCCUGCUGGCCCAAGACUCUCAUUUGGAGUCCUGUGAGAAGAUCCUGCAGCGGCUGAUGUUCUCCAAACGGAGAAGCUGUGAAGGUUAUCAUGAAGUGGACGCGCCCGUGCUGAGAGCGGAUAAGUCUGUGCAGACUGAUCCGGAUCACAAAGACAAGCCAGACGGAAACAAAGGGUCCCCUCAGAGCUCCCCGUGUGCCUUCGCUGCACCGCCUCCACCACCACCACCUCCUCCUCCUCCGCCGCCGCUACCUGGAGGGCCCAACAUUCCUCCUCCUCCACCACCUCCUCCUCCUUUGCCUGGAAUGCCUCCUCCACCACCACCACCCCUGCCUUGUGGUUCUGGUGUCCCUCCACCACCGCCACCUCCCCCACCCUUAGGAGGAAUGGGGCCCCCACCUCCUCCACCCCCGCCUGGAAUGCCUCCUCCUCCACCUCCACCGGGUGGGAUAGUGGCUCAAAGUAGCCAAGCCUUGGGGUGUGCUGCACCUGCGACCCUGCGACGGUGUCCCACUCUGAAGAUGAAGAAGCUCAACUGGCAGAAGCUGCGCUCUGUUUCUGACGGUCCCUCCAUGUGGGCUUCAGUGCAGAAGGAGGCGCCUCCUCACGAACCGGACUACAGCAGCAUCGAGGAGCUGUUUUGCCUCCCUGUGACGGAGCCUAAAGACAAGGGGGCGGCUGCACCCGUCAAGAAGGAGCCUAAAGAGGUUACAUUUAUAGACCCAAAGAAAAGCUUGAAUAUUAACAUAUUUUUAAAGCAGUUCAGAUGCUCAAAUGAGGACUUUGUGGCGAUGAUCAAGACUGGAGACCGGAGCAAGUUUGACGUUGAGGUGCUGAAGCAACUUCUCAAGCUCUUACCGGAGAAACACGAGAUUGAGAACUUGAAGUCUUUCCAAGGAGAAAAGGAGAAGUUGGCAAAUGUUGACCGUUUCUUCAGCUCCCUCCUCACUGUGCCAUGCUAUCAGCUGAGAAUUGAAUGCAUGCUGUUGUGUGAGGAGACGGCGUCCAUGUUGGAGAUGCUGCAGCCUAAAGUGAAGGUGGUGGAGGAGGCCUGUCAGUCCAUCAGAACGAGCACACUUAUACCCAGCUUCUGCAGGCUCAUCCUCGACGUGGGCAAUUUUUUGAACUACGGGAGUCACACGGGGAACGCAGAGGGGUUCAAGAUCAGCUCGCUGCUCAGGCUCACCGAGACGAAGGCCAACAAGAGCCGCGUCACUCUGCUGCAUCACAUCUUGGAGGAAGCGGAAGAAAACCACCCAGAGAUUUUGGCACUGCCGGAUGAAAUGCAGAUAUGUCAGAAAGCAGCAGGAGUCAAUCUGACUUCUAUUCAGUCAGAAAGUGGCACCUUACUGAAACAGCUGACCGACGCCACCAAGAAAAUCUCCAACUCUGACGACGAGGUGAAGGAACAGUAUUCUAAAGUUCUUCAGGAAAAUCUGGAGGCCUGUAGUGCUUUGGGAGAGAGAUUCGCUGAGAUCGAGAAGAAGAGGAGCGAGCUGGCCGUCUACUUGUGUGAAGAUGCUGCUAAGCUGUCGCUGGAGGAACUCUUCGGGACCAUCAGUACUUUCCGAGACCUUUUCAUCAAGGCGCUGAAGGAAAACAAAAUGAGGAAGGAGCAGGCAGCCAAGGCCGAGAAGAGAAAGAAGCAACUGGCAGAGGAAGAAUCCAAGAGGCAGAAGGGAGACAACGGAAAAAUAAUCAAAAAAGGCAUCGCUCCACAGAACGAUGGCUGCAUCAUCGAUCACCUCUUGGCGGAUAUCAGGAAAGGUUUCAGCCUCAGAAAGACCCGGCCAAGGUGCGAUUCGGAUAACCUCCCUACUAGUGAAAAACGUAGAGAUACCUGCCCACCUGGAUCGCAUGUGAAGUCUGCCGACGAAAAGGCCGGCGAAGCGGAAUCUACGUCCUCCCCCGCCAAAGCUCUGACAGAGGACCGGCGAGGCCUCACAGGAGAAGUGAACGGCUGCCUCUCCCCGUCAGAAGAAACUCCGACAGCACCUCGGCUCAGUACAGGCCGAGGAGGAACAGCUACGUCUCCGAGCGCACGCCAAGGAGAGGAAGCCACAACGGCUCCGAAACGCCCGGAUGGUCCACGCCCAGAGAAGCUUUCCGCCUUAACGCUAGAUGUGACCUCACCCCCGCCUCCGGCUGACACGAAUAUUCCCACAAACUGCUUCUCGGGCGAGUCGAGUGAGACCAGCGUGCUGAGUCCAUCCACCCUCUCUGAUUUAGACCUGCUGGAGGUGGCGUUGGACAGCACGCCGUCUGAGAAGCUGACGCCUGAGGGUGCAGCAGAAAUCGGCUCUCUAGUCAAAGAAAGCUCCCCCAGCACAGACAUUAAUGUGGAGACGAGUGACAGCAGUAUAACGGGAAGUGGGAGGGCUGGGCUUAAACCAGACGAGGCGCGGGAAGAGGGCAGCCAAGAGGAGCUCAUCACACACCUACCUUCAGACCCUAAAGUCAGCCUGAACACUCUGGACGAAGGCAUCGGUGGGUGCGACGUUCCAGAUGGGCCCGAAGAUCUGCCGUCUGCAUCUGAAGCUGUGCCCCCCUCCCUUAAGCCUGAACCAAAGAAACAAGUGAGGCUGUUUAAGCGAACCAAACAAAAGAGUAAUCAAGGUAACAGUGGAAAAGGACACAGUAAACAUAAAACAGGCUGUGUGUUGCAGUGAGGUGACGCCAGAAAAAGAAAAUCAAGAGGAAAAAGAAAAUGUUAAAGACUGAAAAGACGAUUUUAAUUUUUUUGUGAGAAAACAUUAAACUUUGACUGUUCGAGAGGAUUCAUGAAAGCUUUCUUCAAUGAGAAGAAAGGGGAUGCAUCCAAGAUUUAUGGGAUUUUUCACUGUGGGUGCCAAUGGGUCACUUUGUUUUUGUGGCCAUUAAUGAAGUGAUAUUUAAAUGGGUUAAAAUUGAUCUUUAUAUGUUGUAAUAUCCAGUGAAUGUGUUUUUUGCCAUACGCUUGUGUUUAACUGGCAGCAUACACUCAGUAUUGGUACAAAAUGUUUAAUUUAUCCAAACAAAGAUGAAUUUAUCUGCAUUUAUAUAUUCUAAAGAUGGAAAAAAAAUGUUGGAAUGUAACUUUUAAUGUUAUAUUUUAAUAAAAUGUUGAUCUGUUAUUUA
Messenger RNA from Oryzias melastigma (Indian medaka), 4287 nucleotides. RefSeq names its product inverted formin 2 (gene inf2). The transcript is spliced from 23 exons. Lineage: Eukaryota; Metazoa; Chordata; Actinopteri; Beloniformes; Adrianichthyidae. Gene Ontology annotation, molecular function: actin binding; small GTPase binding. The coding region runs from base 207 to 3839 and encodes 1210 amino acids. The record is from RefSeq and is a predicted model, not a curated record. Gene Ontology annotation, biological process: actin cytoskeleton organization.